UUACAUACUUCCUCACCAGACACCACCAGGAGUUCUCAGCCCCCAAAACCUGUCACUGAUCCUCACCAGGCUGUCUGCUCUACCUUCUCCCCCCACUCAAGGGCUCCCGUCCUCACCUCCCUGCAACACUGCUCCUAGAACCAUGUCUCUCUAGCUGGAGACAGCCAGGCCUGUUCCCUUCUGGGUCUCCAGUGUCCCUUUUUCCCGCAGGUGACAGUGCUGGCUACAAUGCUGUCCAGCCGGUGGUGGCCAAGUUCCUGGGGGAGCCUAGGGCUGGGCCCCCGAAGCCCUUCUCGGGGAUCCCAGCUCUGUGCCCUCUAUGCCUUUGCUUAUACUGGGGCAGAUGGCCGGCAAGUGUCUCUGGCUGAAGGGGACAGGUUUCUAUUGCUUCGAAAGACCAACUCCGACUGGUGGUUGGCAAGACGCCUAGAAGCUCCCUCCACCUCUCGACCCAUCUUUGUCCCAGCGGCCUAUAUGACAGAGGAAUCCAUCCCUUCCCAGAGUCCAACUACUGCCAUCCCCAGCCAAUUGCUCUGGACUCCUGGGCCAAAGUUGUUUCAUGGUUCCCUGGAGGAGUUGUCUCAGGCCCUCCCAAGCAGGGCUCAGGCUAGUUUGGAGCAGCCUCCUCCACUUCCCCCCAAAAUGUGUAGGAGCGUCAGCAUUGACAGUCUGAGGCCCUGCCUUCUGAAGACUUUCCAGGAAGGACCAGGUGGAAGAUCCCUCUCCCGGGAAGACUUGCCGUCAGAAGCCAGUGCCAGCACAGCAGGCCCCCAGCCCCUCAUGUCAGAGCCCCCUGUGUACUGUAACCUGGUGGACCUUCGCCGCUGUCCCCGGUCCCCACCCCCAGGCCCUGCAUGCCCCCCGCUGCAGAGGCUGGAUGCCUGGGAGCAGUACCUGGACCCCAACUCCGGACGCUGCUUCUACAUCAAUUCACUGACUGGCUGCAAGUCCUGGAAGCCCCCGCGCCGCAGUCGGGGCAAGAUGUGUGUUUUCUCUCUGGGGCUCUCAGAAGAUCAGAAGAAUCAGCCAAGUAUAAGAAGGGUGUGGAGGUGGCAUCUGGAUGCAGCUUUAUUUCCUCCUCCCCUAACCCAGAACCCUGGCUCCAUGGAGGGGACACAGACCCUGAAGAGGAACAAUGAUGUCCUGCAAUGUCAGGCAAAGGGCUUCGGAUCUGACACAGGGACCCCAGAACCGCUUGACCCACAGGGUUCACUCAGCCUCAGCCAACGCACCUCGCAGCUUGAUCCUCCAGCCUUGCAGCCCCCUCGACCUCUGCCGCAGCUCCUGGAAGACCCCCAUGAGGUGGAAAAGUCGGGUCUGCUCAACAUGACCAAGAUUGCCCAAGGGGGGCGCAAGCUCAGGAAGAACUGGGGCCCGUCUUGGGUGGUGUUAACCGGUAACAGCCUGGUGUUCUACCGAGAGCCACCGCCGACAGCGCCCUCCUCUGGUUGGGGGCCAGCGGGUAGCCGGCCCGAAAGCAGCGUGGACCUGCGCGGGGCGGCCCUGGCGCACGGCCGCCACCUGUCCAGCCGCCGCAACGUCCUGCACAUCCGCACGGUCCCUGGCCACGAGUUCCUGCUGCAGUCCGACCACGAGACAGAGCUGCGAGCCUGGCACCGCGCUCUGCGGACUGUCAUCGAGCGGCUGGAUCGGGAGAACCCCCUGGAGCUGCGUCUGUCGGGCUCUGGACCCGCGGAGCUGGCGGAGCUGAGCGCCGGGGAGGACGAAGAAGAGGAGUCGGAGGCGGUGUCCAAACCACUGCUGCGCCUCAGCAGCCGCCGGAGCUCCAUUCGGGGCCCCGAAGGCACCGAGCAGAACCGCGUGCGCAACAAACUAAAGCGGCUCAUCGCAAAGAGACCGCCCUUACAAAGCCUGCAGGAGCGGGGUCUGCUCCGAGACCAGGUGUUCGGCUGCCAAUUGGAAUCACUCUGCCAGCGGGAAGGAGACACGGUGCCCAGCUUUGUGCGGCUCUGCAUUGCUGCUGUGGAUAAAAGAGGUCUGGAUGUGGAUGGCAUUUAUCGGGUGAGCGGGAACUUGGCAGUGGUCCAGAAACUUCGCUUUCUGGUGGACAGAGAGCGUGCGGUCACCUCCGAUGGGAGGUAUGUGUUCCCAGAACAGCCAGGACAAGAAGGUCGGUUAGAUUUGGACAGUACUGAGUGGGAUGACAUUCAUGUGGUCACCGGAGCCCUGAAGCUUUUUCUCCGGGAGCUGCCCCAGCCUCUGGUGCCACCACUGCUGCUGCCCCAUUUCCGUGCUGCCCUUGCACUCUCCGAAUCAGAGCAGUGCCUCUCUCAGAUACAAGAAUUAAUAGGCUCAAUGCCAAAACCCAACCGUGACACUCUACGGUACCUCCUGGAGCAUUUAUGCAGGGUGAUAGCACACUCAGAUAAGAAUCGCAUGACUCCCCACAACCUGGGAAUUGUGUUUGGACCAACCCUGUUUCGGCCAGAGCAGGAGACAUCUGACCCAGCAGCCCAUGCUCUCUACCCAGGGCAGCUGGUCCAGCUGAUGCUCACCAACUUCACCAGCCUCUUCCCCUGACCCAGGGAAGGAAGAAGAGAAAACCUAUUUCCAGUCAUCUCUGGUGGUGAGAGGCUGGUGUUCUGUUUUGAGGACAUCCCUUUAAAUUUCCCAAAUGACUGUCUCCAUCUUCAUGAGUGUGACUUGAGGGGUUGGGAUGGGUGAGGGAGCUUCUCUAAAGAGGAAAGUGAGUGGAUUAACCCCUGCUUCUCUUCUUGUUCCCUGUUAUAAUUCCUCCCCAACAUAAUAACACAUAAAGUGGCAUGUUGGUUGUUUUUUUUUCUGA
Rhinopithecus roxellana (golden snub-nosed monkey) is the source of this 2806-nucleotide messenger RNA. It is a transcript of the gene ARHGAP9, whose product is annotated as Rho GTPase activating protein 9. The transcript is spliced from 17 exons. The record is from RefSeq and is a predicted model, not a curated record. Lineage: Eukaryota; Metazoa; Chordata; Mammalia; Primates; Cercopithecidae. Gene Ontology annotation, biological process: regulation of GTPase activity; signal transduction. Bases 229 to 2541 code for a protein of 770 amino acids. Gene Ontology annotation, molecular function: protein binding. Gene Ontology annotation, cellular component: cytoplasm.